AUGGUCCGGCAUUCGAAAAACAACACCGCCUCUGGGGUUUUUACCUACGCCGAGCGCCAAAUGGUAGACUAUGGCACCAAAAGCAAACGUCUAGGCAGUGACACCAAACGCCGCUUUGACUCAUGCCACCUAUGUCUCAAUACUGCGCGCAGCCCAAUGACAUGCACCAAGGGACACGUGUCAUGCAAGGAGUGCGUGCUGAACAACAUAUUGGAGCAAAAACAGUCUAUCGAGCUGGCAAAAAAGGAAUACGCGUUGUUUAUGAAGAGGGAGGAUGAGGCAAAAAGGGGGAAGAGGAAGGAGGAGGACGAGAGGGAGGUGCAAAAGUAUUUGAAGCGCGAGGUUGGGCUUGGAAGUGGCGAGCAAAGCGAGUCGAGAAACGCGCGGCGGAGCAGGAUUAAGCACAAGGACGAAGCAGAGUCUGGAAUCCAACCGGAGGCGCAAGAAGAAGGCAAAAAUGCAAAGCCUCGGCUGACAAGCUUUUGGGUUCCCAGCAUGGCGCCCGAAACCAAACUUUCAAUGGCAGAUCCCAGCAGCCGCACCGUCCAAUGCCACGCAUCGCUGCCGCACAGUCUGAAGCUCAAAUCACUGGUGGCAGUGCAAUUCCGCAGCGACGCAAAGGGGAAUAAGCUGUGUCCAUCGUGCGACAAGGAGCUGCUGAAUAGCUCAAAGGUCGACGUGCUGCGCCCCUGUGGCCACGCCUUGUGCCACCGGUGUGUGGGCAACUUUGUCGAGCCUACAGGUGUGUGCUUUGUGUGUCAAGCCGGGGAUGUUAUUCGGCUGGAUUCCGAGGGAACCGGCUUUUCAGCCGCCGGCGGUCAGAUGGUGGCUACGCGUAUGGCAGCGCCCUGCAGGCGUGAGGUCCGCUUGAGAUACGAAUAA
Molecule: messenger RNA, 882 nt
Organism: Kickxella alabastrina
Lineage: Eukaryota; Fungi; Kickxellomycota; Kickxellomycetes; Kickxellales; Kickxellaceae
Exons: 3
Coding region: 1-882 (293 amino acids)
Cellular component (GO): nucleus
Molecular function (GO): ubiquitin protein ligase activity
Source: RefSeq, a predicted model, not a curated record